AUGGCAUCAGACAGCGAGGUAAAAACCCUCCUGAAUUUCGUCAAUCUGGCCUCGAGUGACAUCAAAGCAGCUCUGGAUAAAUCCGCUCCUUGCCGCCGGUCAGUUGACCACAGAAAAUAUUUGCAGAAACAGCUCAAAAGAUUUUCUCAGAAAUACUCCAGGAUCCCACGGUGCCACCCCAGCAAAUCCGUGGAGUGCAGCGUGAAGCGGGGCGCAGAGGACAGGAGUCGCAGCUCCCAGCCCGAGGCGGUGGACUCCAGCCACUGCAGAGCUGCCGCCGAGAAGGAGCUGAGGACAGCUGAGGUGGAGGAGACCUUCUCUGGGGAGCAGGUUUUGCAAGAGCCAAACUCCGAGCCCACCAGGCCGGACCAGGUGCCGAUGAGGAAGAGACAGCUGCCUGCCUCCUUCUGGGAAGAGCCCCGGCCAGCGCAGAGCCUGCUGGCCAGGAGCUUUCCCACGGGCCUGGACGGGCUCCCCAGCUCCGGAGACCCUCUUCCUUACGAGGGGAAGAAAAACAGAAGGAGCCCGGAGGCUGCCGGCCCGGAGAGCCCCUCUGAGCCCGUGCAGCGUGGCAGCGAGAAGGACCCUGCCAAGGCGCCGGGGCCACCCAUGUCCGGCCAGGUGGCCACCUGGACCUGCUGCCCCUUCCAGUGCUCCGGGCAGCCGCUGUACCAAACCCCGGGGGCGCUACCGCCGUCGCCCUUCCCGGGCCUGGGGCUGUGGCGGAAAAGCGCGGCGCUGCCCGCGGAGAUCCAGCACUUCUGCAAGGAGGCGGACAGCACGGGGCAGAAACUCUACCGGCCCGUGGUUUUGAAACCCAUCCCCACUAAGCCUGCUCUGCCCCCUCCUAUUUUCAAUGUUUUUGGCUAUAUUUAG
Messenger RNA from Rhea pennata, 876 nucleotides. It is a transcript of the gene FAM181A, whose product is annotated as family with sequence similarity 181 member A. Lineage: Eukaryota; Metazoa; Chordata; Aves; Rheiformes; Rheidae. The record is from RefSeq and is a predicted model, not a curated record. The transcript has a single exon. Bases 1 to 876 code for a protein of 291 amino acids.